Messenger RNA from Purpureocillium lilacinum, 1119 nucleotides. RefSeq lists its product as uncharacterized. Lineage: Eukaryota; Fungi; Ascomycota; Sordariomycetes; Hypocreales; Ophiocordycipitaceae. Gene Ontology annotation, cellular component: cytoplasm. The record is from RefSeq and is a predicted model, not a curated record.
AUGGAUCUCGACGAUGACGUACCUCCGGAGCUCGUUGACACGGCCGUCGCGGCUCCGGAUGAGGAACUCACUAUCAAAGUCCCCAUCACAAUAGUCACCGGCUAUCUCGGAGCUGGAAAGACAACGCUGCUCAAUUACAUCCUCACAGCGGAGCAUGGCAAGAAGAUUGCCGUCAUCAUGAAUGAAUUCGGAGACUCACUUGACAUCGAAAAGUCCUUGACCGUAAACAAGGGCGACGAGAAGGUCGAGGAGUGGCUCGAAGUGGGCAACGGUUGCAUAUGUUGCUCCGUCAAAGACACGGGAGUGAACGCCAUCGAGUCUCUGAUGGAGAAGAAGGGCGCCUUUGACUACAUUCUUCUUGAGACGACCGGCCUUGCAGACCCAGGCAACCUAGCGCCCCUGUUCUGGGUUGACGACGGUUUGGGGAGUACGAUAUACCUCGACGGCAUCGUAACCUUGGUGGAUGCCAAGAACAUCUUGCGCAGUCUCGACGACCCCAGCGGCAAGGUGGAGGGGCAUGAUCACCGCGACGACCACGGCCCGUUGAUGACCACGGCUCACGUGCAAAUCUCACACGCCGAUGUCAUUGUCAUCAACAAAUCCGACCUCGUCAGCCCAGAGGAGCUCCAGAGAGUUCGCGAGAGGAUGGAGUCCAUCAACGGCCUCGCCAAGGUUCACGUCACCGAGAAGAGCGCCGUCCCUCACCUGGAGGGGUUCCUACUGGAUCUACAUGCAUAUGACCAGUUUAAUGAGGCGGAGGCCAAGAUCAAGGGCCACAGUCACCUGGAUCCGACGAUAUCAACCAUUUCGAUACCAGUGCCUAGACUGCGCCCGGACCAGCUGGAGGCCGUUGACCGCUGGCUGCGGUCUGUGCUGUGGGACAACCAACUCCCAGGCACAGAUGGGGAGGGCGGCUUUGAGAUUCACAGGUCCAAGGGCCGCAUUGUACUGCAGAGUGGCGAGGUGAAGAUGAUGCAAGGCGUGCGGGAGGUGUUUGAGCUGAUCGACGCCCCAGACGGCGCGCCUGCCUCAGAGGGCCAGGAGGGGAAGAUCAUCUUUAUCGGCAGGAAGGUGGCCGACGUAGACUUCGAGGCCAGCUUUAGACGAGCGGUGCAAUGA